GAAGCCUUGGGAUGUCCGAGUCUCAAGAGUCAUAAACCUCAGACCUCGCCAUCAUCUCCGCGCCUCAGGAUGGGGCCUUCCCUGCAUGUCUCGCCCUAAUCUGCAGGAUAGUCACGCUGCGCCCUUCCACUGAAGACCCUGCAGUGCUGACCAUGCUCUGGCGCCCUCCGCUCCUGCUCUCCGCCUUGUAUUGGGUCCUGUUCAUGUUGCAGACUUCAGUAACAGCUGACGAGUGCACGGAGCGCUGCGACCUGUACCACGGACACUGCGACGAGGACGCUGUGUGCAGGUGUGACCCCGGUUGGGACGGUCCAUUCUGUGAGGACUGUGUGAGGAUGCCCGGCUGCGUCCAUGGCGUGUGCCACCAGCCCUGGCAGUGCAUGUGUCUGAGCGGCUGGGACGGGAAGUUCUGUGACAAGGAUCUGCACAUCUGCGAGCGCUCCAGUCCCUGCCAGAACGGGGCAGAAUGCGUCAUUACCCCUGAGGGCGAUUAUUCCUGCGACUGCCCAGAAUCCUUCCAUGGCAAAAACUGUGAACUCAAGAGAGGGCCCUGCGAGGCACAAGGGUUACCAUGCCAGAAUGGUGGGACGUGCCUGGAUGACGGGGGCUACGCAGAGGUCUUCACGUGUCGCUGUUUGGCUGGUUACGUGGGUCGACUGUGUGAGACAGAUGUUGAUGACUGCCUGAUGCGUCCGUGCGCUAAUGGAGCCACCUGUGUAGACGGGGUCAACCGCUUCUCAUGUCAAUGUCCUCCAGGCUUCCAGGGACGCUUCUGCACAGUCAACAUUGACGAUUGUGCCGGGCGGCCAUGUCACAAUGGCGGAAGGUGCUACGAUCGGGUCGGAGACUACGAGUGUUAUUGUCCUGCUGGAUUUACUGGAACGUCCUGUGAGAUCCUGGUCCCCCGGCCCACAUGGGAAUAUGAGGCUGGAACGUCAGCCAGGGCACCCUCGGAACCUUCAGGGAGGACGGUCAGCAGCACCCGGUGGAGUCCGGGAUCCACUGAGAAGCCCGGUCACUUCAAGAUCUCGGUGAAGGAGGUGGUGACUCAGCGGGAGCAUGGCCUCAGCGAACUGCAGCUAAUCACCAUCGCUGUGCUCGGGGUGAUAACGGUUGUGGUGAUUAUUCUCACCGUGCUGCUUAUGAUGAGGCACCGGAGCCGAGGCGCCUCAUGCUGGUGUCAUCAGACCUCACCAGAAACCAAGACCCAUUAUCACCAGUGUCAGGGGAUGUCGCAGGAGCAUGGGAAGACCACAGAGUUGUGAGCAGUCAGUGUACAUAAUGGCAGCCUCAGACGGACCUGUGGUCACUAGAUAAACUUGUUUAGGAACCAGCGUGGAGACUACAGGGGCCACAAAAUAACCCCAGGAUGACGGGGGUGGUGAGAAGGUCAUCUGCAUUAGGACCAAGAGUCUCAUGCUCUACCAAGAACCUUCAUAUUUAGCUGGUGCCGGCCUCCACCUGGUCACAUAAGCAGGGCACCCCCUCCAACAGACAUGGGACUAUUUGUGGAGAAAUCAUAUAAAUCCUGAUCUGACCAGAGCGGCCCGGCGUUGCCCCCCACGUACGAUGCCUCCUACUCCCCGCUCUCCUACACAGAUAACACAGCUGAAGGACAAACCCAAGCGGCCAACAUUACCCUGGUGACACCGAUAUAUACAAAUCUGCACUGUGAUGUACCUAUCCCAAAGCUUCGUUCCAAGGAGUCUGAACAGUUAUGAACAAGGAGGCUCAGGAUGAACAGAAAGCCUUUCCCAAGGGAGAAAAUAAAAACAUACAUCAUAUGAGUAGAGCGCCCUCUACAG
Molecule: messenger RNA, 1805 nt
Organism: Bufo bufo (common toad)
Lineage: Eukaryota; Metazoa; Chordata; Amphibia; Anura; Bufonidae
Gene: DLK2
Product: delta like non-canonical Notch ligand 2
Exons: 6
Coding region: 153-1265 (370 amino acids)
Molecular function (GO): Notch binding; calcium ion binding
Source: RefSeq, a predicted model, not a curated record